Molecule: messenger RNA, 390 nt
Organism: Pocillopora meandrina
Lineage: Eukaryota; Metazoa; Cnidaria; Anthozoa; Scleractinia; Pocilloporidae
Source: the annotation of a GenBank genome assembly
AUGGACAGGGUAUUUCAAAUGCUUGUUUUACAGCAGGGUCCAAAACUUAAGCUUGCUCAUGUAUUCUCAGAUGGGUCUAGCUCUCAGUUUAAGAACAAAGACAUGGUUAACUUUUAUCAGAUGCUGAGAAAGAAGGUGAAUCUUACAUGGCAUUUUUUUGCUACUUCACAUGGAAAAGGAGUUGUUGGUGACAUUGGUGGGACAGGAAAGAGGGUUGUGUGGAGAGCAAUGUCCUCUAGGAGGGUGCCAGCUUUUGCUGAUGCUUUAGCUUUUGUUAAGGUUUCCACUAAAUUACGUAAAACUGGUAAUGUCAGUCUCAUCAGUUCCGAGGAGCUUUUGUCUUUGAGCUUAGCACUUGCUUUCAAAAAGCAACUGCUAUCACUGCACUGA